Molecule: messenger RNA, 2681 nt
Organism: Bombina bombina (fire-bellied toad)
Lineage: Eukaryota; Metazoa; Chordata; Amphibia; Anura; Bombinatoridae
Gene: FGF13
Product: fibroblast growth factor 13
Exons: 8
Coding region: 535-1215 (226 amino acids)
Biological process (GO): regulation of cell migration; cell differentiation; positive regulation of gene expression
Cellular component (GO): cytoplasm
Molecular function (GO): fibroblast growth factor receptor binding; growth factor activity
Source: RefSeq, a predicted model, not a curated record
UCAGUUUACUUGAGUAAUAACUGCAUUCAGCUUGUGACCCCAGUAAUUGCUCCUGACAUCAUACUCAUCUGGACAUUUUUUUGUCAACAAUAUUAACAAACGAGGAGAACAUCAUAGAUGCAUAUGGGAAGAGAAAAGGAAUUGGCAUCCUUUCAACUUUUUAUGUGAAAAUCUCAAAUCAUCCAUACAACUGGGUACAAUUUUUUUUAUCUUUAGUGGAAGUACUUCCAAAGUUAAGUCAUCAGAAACAGAUACCUUAAUAUACAUAUUUUGGGGGAUUCAAGGAUUGUCUGAAAUAUUCGUCUGAAUCCAUUUUCAAGAAGAAUUCAAUCUCAUCUUGGAUUUUUUACAAGCAAACUGGGAUCUAUGAGUGGAAAGGUGAUCAAGCCUAAGGAAGAAAAAGAUGUCUCAAAGGAUUUAUCCACAAACUGACGUUCCUGGCUGCUUCAUUAAAUCUGGGGAGAAGACAAACCAAGAGCAACAGACUGUUAACAAAUUUUGGAUGAAGCUCCCCCUGGCACACAGGAAUACAUUAUGUUACGUCACGAUUCCAUCCAGUCUGCGGAGUUAAAGAAAAAAGAGUCCCCAUUUCGUGCUAAAUGUCACGAAAUCUUCUGCUGCCCUCUGAAGCAAGUGCACCUCAAAGAAAACUCAGAGCCGGAAGAACCUCAACUUAAAGGUAUAGUAACCAAACUGUAUAGCCGACAAGGAUACCAUUUGCAGAUCCAAGCAGAUGGCACAAUCGAUGGAACCAAAGAGGAGGACAGUACUUAUACAUUGUAUAAUCUUAUACCAGUUGGUUUACGAGUUGUGGCUAUUCAAGGGGUUCAAACGAAAUUGUAUUUGGCAAUGAACAGUGAAGGAUACCUCUACACAUCAGAACAUUUUACACCGGAGUGCAAAUUCAAAGAGUCAGUAUUUGAAAACUACUAUGUGACAUAUUCUUCAAUGAUCUACAGACAACAUAAAUCUGGUCGGAGUUGGUUUUUGGGUCUCAACAAAGAAGGGGAAAUUAUGAAAGGAAAUCAUGUGAAGAAAAAUAAACCUGCAGCUCACUUUCUGCCAAAACCCUUAAAAGUGGCAAUGUACAAAGAGCCUUCACUACAUGACCUCACAGAAUUUUCCAGAUCAGGAAGUGGAACACCUACAAAAAGCAGAAGUUGUUCAGGAGCCUUAAAUGGUGGGAAAUCUAUGAGCCAAAAUGAAUCAACGUAGCCAGCCUCAGACAAAACAAAGGCUACAGAAAAUACCAUAAUGGAACCUUACCUCUGGAUGCUGUUGAAUUCUUACUAGCAGUAUUUCAUCCAAAUGUUCAAUUAUUCAGGACAAGCCACUGAACUUGCCUAGAUCACUCACGUGUCUCACUCAUUAGAUCUCUGGGUUGUCAAUGGAUCCCAUUAAUUUAGAAUAUGCAUUUUGCAUUUCAGAAGGCACCUGGAUAGUCAGCAAAACAUACAGUGGAAUAAACUAUAGAGAAGACGUACACUGUUCUCUAUUUAUAUCACCUAUGCUUUGUGGGAAAUGAAAACAGAAACAUUUCACAGAACUCAAUGCUGAUAAGAAUUUGCUUUCCAACCAAGAAUAAUAGACCACUUUUUGCUCUUUAAAUAAAACUUUACUGCUUAUAUGUUUUAUAGGGGUGAGCAUACAAAAUGUAAAAUUGUUUUUCUUGGCUUACAGUUUUAUAUAUAUAUAUGCGCUUGAUUUCAUGUAUUAUUCAUUUGGAAAAUCGCAACACUGAUUUUUAACAAAUUCAGCUUUUUGAACUGUAUAUUUUCUUCCAUUUUUUUUAUGCUGUGUCUCACCAACAAACUAAGGUUGGAACUGAGAUUGUAUCUCAGGCUCAAGUAAACAGUGUUCUGUAAUUUAAAACUAACUGAAAUUAUAAUUUUCCAAAAUAUAUUUGUAGUUUCCUCGUUAGGUACAGUGCUGACCCUGAUCCGUAUGAACAAAAUUGUAAUGUCAACCCAAAAUAAAAUAUCCAAUUAUGGAUAAUAUAAUCCACAUGCAUAAUGUUCUCUUAGUUCCAUUUUGUGUAAAAUGUCAUAUUAAUGUUGUGGCUUCUUUUUCUAAAAAAAGAAAUGAAAUAAAUAAACUGUGGAAUUAAGGUGAAGAUUUUUAUAAGAAGUGUCUUAUUUGUAAAAGUCCUUUUUUUUCAAUGUUUGAUGUCCAUGAGUAUCAUAGACAAGGAGACAUUUGGACAGGCUAUGUCUAAACAACACUUAUGCCUGCUAUUUAAAUAUUAGUUAGUUUUUUAUUAAAUCAUCAUAACCAUUGCAUGGGAGAAAAUGGCUCAUUUGGAAUAGAAGUGCAUGAUAUGUUGGUUUUGUUCAUUAAACAAAUUUAAUUAAAUACUCCAGACAUUAUACAGGUUUUCAUGUCUUGUUUAUUAUUUGUUGUGUACACCAAAAUGCACUGAAUAAAAAAUUUAUAUUCUUAUGUACUUUUUUAAAAUGUUACUAUAUUCAUUUAAUUGGCAAAAUCUGUAUUUUAUUUUUGUUUUCUUGUUCUUUCACCCAAAGUUUAUAUACAAUAUUCUGGUUUAAAAGAAGGCUAUGCAUACUUUCUGUUUACAUGUUCAUCCAUAACAAUUUUUCUUUGUAUUUCUUUUUUUAAUAGGAUCCUGUUUACGUUGAAGCAAAUUGUGCACUUGUAUAAUAAAUAUGUUUCCUUCAGCUAAA